Messenger RNA from Pundamilia nyererei, 1255 nucleotides. It is a transcript of the gene gins2, whose product is annotated as GINS complex subunit 2. Lineage: Eukaryota; Metazoa; Chordata; Actinopteri; Cichliformes; Cichlidae. The transcript is spliced from 5 exons. The record is from RefSeq and is a predicted model, not a curated record. Gene Ontology annotation, biological process: DNA replication; double-strand break repair via break-induced replication. Gene Ontology annotation, cellular component: GINS complex; nucleus. Bases 156 to 683 code for a protein of 175 amino acids.
AUGUUCACUUUUGCGAUACUGCGCUUCCUGUUGAUGACGUAGUUGUCUUUUUCUUGACUUCAUUGUCGGUUAAUGCUGCCUUCAGCGCGGGAACGGUUUGUAGUGCAGUUCGAGUGGGACGGAAGUUUUUGAACACACACAAAAACCAAACAGAUAUGGAUGCUUCGGAGGUCGAGUUCCUUGCGGAGAAAGAGAUGGUGAAGAUAAUACCAAAUUUCAGCCUAGAUAAAGUCUUUUUAAUCGGGGGAGAUCUGGGUCCCUUCAACCCUGGACUACCUAUUGAUGUUCCCGUGUGGCUGGCUCUAAACCUAAAACAGAGACAGAAGUGUAGAAUUAUUCCUCCUGAGUGGAUGGAUGUUGAGAAACUGGAGGAGAUGCGAGACCUUGAGAGAAAAGAGGAUAUGUUUACACCUGUUCCUAGUCCUUACUACAUGGAGCUUACCAAGCUGCUACUAAACCACGCGUCUGACAACAUUCCUAAAGCAGAUGAGAUCCGUACACUGGUCAAAGACAUCUGGGAUACUCGCAUUGCCAAGCUCCGCUUGUCUGCUGACAGUUUCGUCAGUCAGCAGGAAGCUUAUGCCAAGCUGGACAACCUUACUCUGAUGGAGAUCAACACCAUACGAGCGUUUCUUCUUGAUACUCUCAACUGUAUGUACAAGCUACGGUCCAACUUGCAGUGAAGGGCAGUUCAUGGACUACUGGUAAAAAAGCUCGAACACACACAAGGCUUGCUAAAAAGGGUUGGAUUUAGCAAGACUGGGGUUAAACCUAACAUUAAAGACAGUUUUCUGGAAAAGUGAAGAGAUUUACUCAACUAUUUAAGUUAUCAUGUUGCUCUCCGGUCUGAUUUGUGUGAAUCUGCUGUUUGCAGUUAGUGUAUCAUUUGUUCAUGUUGUCAUUAGGUUUCAAAAUGUAUGUAUGUGCAUGUAAACAGAGUAUAUACAUGUAUACUUGUUUUCCUCAAAAUUUUUAAUCAGUCUUAUUGUGAUUUUUGAUCUUGUUGUUGUGUUAGUGAUUAAAAAAGAUGUUUUCUGGUUUACUAGAAUGAAUGUGGUUUCUGUCAAACAUUGGUAAACUAAACAAUUCCUUCCUAAAAUGUAUGUAGGUGGGGGAAAAACCCACAUUAAAAGGAAUUCCACUCAACUCUUGUUGCAUUUUAUUCUAAAGAUUGAUAAUAUUGGUUGAUAUUGUUCACAGGAUUGCACCGAAAAUGAAUCGGUUUCCUAAUCUCCAGAGCAAAAUGUCCAGCUGU